GCUGGUGGGGGAAGGGACUGGUAGAACAAGUUGAGAAACAUGCUCUCUUCCCUUUCCUCCCAGCCCACAACCUGCUGUUCAAUUCAGCUUCAGUUUUGACAUAACUGUACUGCACUUUCCACCAUCCGCUUUCGUGAGCCGUCAUUUUUUCCCCCGGAGAGUUACCGGACCCCCUAAGCCCUGCCAGGCUGCAGAGAUGCAAGCCAUCAAAUGUGUGGUGGUAGGAGACGGAGCUGUGGGUAAAACCUGCCUCCUGAUAAGCUAUACCACCAAUGCCUUCCCAGGAGAAUACAUCCCAACUGUAUUUGAUAAUUACUCUGCCAAUGUGAUGGUGGACAGCAAACCUGUCAACCUUGGGUUGUGGGAUACAGCUGGCCAGGAAGAUUAUGAUCGCUUAAGGCCUCUUUCCUAUCCUCAGACGGACGUCUUCCUCAUCUGCUUCUCUCUUGUCAGCCCUGCAUCUUAUGAAAAUGUCCGUGCCAAGUGGUUUCCUGAAGUGCGACAUCACUGUCCUAGCACUCCCAUGGUCCUUGUGGGCACUAAACUGGAUCUUCGGGAUGACAAGGAUACUAUAGAGAAACUCAAGGAGAAAAAGCUGGCGCCCAUUACUUACCCACAAGGCCUUGCACUGGCCAAAGAGAUUGAUGCAGUGAAAUAUCUUGAAUGUUCAGCAUUGACACAGCGUGGCCUGAAAACAGUGUUUGACGAGGCGAUACGGGCAGUUCUUUGUCCACAACCUACAAAGACAAAGAAAAGGGGAUGCAAGAUCCUCUGAGAUUUCAAACUCUGUCCCCUCUUCUCCUGGAUUGAACUUUCUCUGUGCUUUGCUGAGAAGACAAACACUGAAGGUUUUAGCACUGGCUGGAUUCUUCUCCCGUACCUCUGAAGGUCAAACUAGACCAAGAUGCUGAAAGAUCCAUAAAUUGUUGUCCUCUAUGGUUUUUUAAAAUUCAUAUAUAACAACCAAAAGAGGGAGAAAGAUUUGGAUUGUUGGGGGGAAGGGGGGUUAACUUUUUUCCUCCAUGUUGAUUUUUUGCAGUCUCAAAAUGUUCCCCUAAAAUCUGUAUUUGUCCAUUGAGUGAAACAAAAAGAUUGUCAGUAUGUUACUCCCCAAUAAAGCAGUUGGUAGACCUAAAGGACCAUUUGAGGUCAGGAAAGUGGCCUAGAGGGACAGGUUGGGACACAGAACUGGUGACCCCCGAAGUCACUACUGACCAAUAAAAAGCCUUUGCAAGACCCAUUCAGUGAUUUCCCAGCAUCUCAUCUAGUUGAGCUCUCAGGACUUUGUUGUAUGAAAUUUUUCUGACCUUGCUCCUAAUAACUGUACAGCACAUGCCAUUCAAUAAAGCCAUCCUGUUCCUGCUGCCCAA
Molecule: messenger RNA, 1370 nt
Organism: Sphaerodactylus townsendi
Lineage: Eukaryota; Metazoa; Chordata; Lepidosauria; Squamata; Sphaerodactylidae
Gene: RAC2
Product: Rac family small GTPase 2
Exons: 7
Coding region: 197-775 (192 amino acids)
Biological process (GO): small GTPase-mediated signal transduction
Molecular function (GO): GTP binding; GTPase activity
Source: RefSeq, a predicted model, not a curated record